Messenger RNA from Schistocerca cancellata (South American locust), 1596 nucleotides. It is a transcript of the gene Spf30, whose product is annotated as survival of motor neuron-related-splicing factor 30. Lineage: Eukaryota; Metazoa; Arthropoda; Insecta; Orthoptera; Acrididae. Gene Ontology annotation, biological process: mRNA processing; regulation of alternative mRNA splicing, via spliceosome. Gene Ontology annotation, molecular function: RNA binding. The transcript has 6 exons. The record is from RefSeq and is a predicted model, not a curated record. Gene Ontology annotation, cellular component: cytoplasm; precatalytic spliceosome; nucleus. The coding region runs from base 212 to 976 and encodes 254 amino acids.
GCCUAUGUGUAAUCGACGGGAUCUCUGACCACGAAAAAACAACAUUUGGAAGUGAAGUGAAACGUCUUUGAAAAAAAAAGAAGUAAAGGGAAAAAUUUUAUUAUAAGGUGUAUAGUAAGCAUAGCACUGUGUGCUGAUAUUAAUAUUUGCCGAAUGCUUUUAGAAACACCCGUGGUUAGUUCUUAAGUUUUGCGAACAAUUAAGCCGUAAAAUGGCGGACGACCUGCAAGGAAAUCUCCAGAAUUAUAAGUUACAACUGCAGCAGGUGGAAGCUGCUCUGACUACAGAUCCUGAUAAUGAAGAACUUAAGAAGUUGAAAGUCGAUUUAGAGGAAGUUAUAGAACUAACUAGAGAUCUAAUUAAAACUCAGCUGAUCGAACUAAAAGCUGCCCAAGAAUCAGCCGCAAGUUCAAGUAUAGAGGAAGCUGAACUUACAGCAAAGCUCCUGGCUGCUGAAGAACCAAAUGUUAGCAGAAUUGUACCUGUUCGAAAGGACUGGAAAGUUGGAGAUAGGUGUCUUGCAAUUUGGAGUGGAGAUGGGCAAUAUUACGAGGCAACAAUUGAAGACAUAACAGAAGAUGGAGAUGAAGUCUCCGUUGUGUUCGACAAUUACAAAAAUUCAGAAGUUACGUCAGUGGCGCUGUUGAAAGAAUUGAAGGCUGGCGCAAAGAGACCAGCAGAAGAUGGAGCUGAUAGUAAAGCUAAGAAACUGGCAUUAUCAAAACAGAGAGAAUAUCAGAAGAAGAAAAAGCAAAAGAAGUUGCAGAGGUACAAGCAAUUGGAAGAGGAACGUGAGGGUGAGAAGAAUAAGUGGCUUGCAUUCAAUUCAAAGACCUCCAAAAAGGGCAUGACAAGAAAAAGUAUUUUUGCAUCACCAGAUAAUGUAAAUGGACGUGUUGGCAUUGGGACAUGUGGUAUGAGUGGAAGACCUAUGACUGAAUUUACUACAGCUGAAAAAUGGAGAAAGGGCAUGUGACAAUUUUAGGAAUUGUUGUGUUUGUGAAAUUCUGGUACUGACUUCCUUUCUCCAUAGAGCUGUUCUUGGAGUAGUCAUGUGCGUCAUCUAGUGCGUGUUCGUGUGAUGAGCUGUUUGUGAAGAUGAAACAAAUGGUGGUAUUAAAUUCCACAAUGGACUAAAUUGCCGUUUCAUAAUGAAUGGAAUGUCUUUUUUUGAAACCACAGCAUUUUGACUGGUUUUCUAUUGUGAUACAGAAGUGUUGGUGAUUAAACACAGUGUAAAAUGCAUUUCGUGUAUAAUUUAUGCCGUGUAGAUGAUGGACCAUUUACUCAAAAUGUAAAAUUUUUUGUUGCUAUUUAUGCACUCAUCAGAAGUAUUUUACAUUUCAUAAAACUAUAUAAGAAAUGUUGUACAGUGAUUUUAAUUGUGUUGUAAUUUAUUGUGUAAAUUUGUCACCUAAAGUACAGUAUAUGUGCUCCUUCCAAGGUUGUCACAAAAGUAUUUCUGGUAGUCACUCGAUUUGCUCACAGUCCUUUAUAAGAGACGAGACUUUCAAUUCAGAAAAAAGUGUGGUAGUUCAUAUACUGCAGUCACACCAAAAGUUGUUAAUUAAAUUUCUUUUUUAAAUUGCCAACAUC